UCUCUAGGAUUAAAAAUGUCAGAACGAAUUGAAAUUCCUUAAAAAAUAAAUUCGAGUGAGUGACAUGUUUCUGAUAAAUUUUUCCGCUGUAAAAUAUGGCGGCAAAUCAGAAAUUUCCCAAAAGUCCCCUGAAUAUAAUUUUAAAAUGUGAAACUAACCCGGUUUAUCCACCAGACAAAACUAGUGAAGUCUCAAAGUAUACAGAGUGAAAGUAAGAUUAAAAAGUGAAAGUGAUACUAACUGAAAAAUAUAAUCUUAAAAAAUUAAAUUAAAAGACUUAAGAAGGAUGUUCCUCUCACAAAAUUUACUAAUGUCAAUCAAGGAAUAAGAGUGAUUAAAAAGGAUGGAUCAAAAUCGGCGGAGCUCCGCCUCGGAUUUCUUCUCACGGCGUGAAUCUAAUUCUCUAUUCCAGUCUAUGCGCCGUUACUCCGCCACUACAAUAUUCGGUAGAACAGUUGACAAACCGCCAAGCAAAGGGCGUCGAUUUAGUGUGCAACCCGCCACACCUACUCAUCCGCCCCUCGACAAUAAACGACCAUCCGCCUCCUAUCCGCCCCUGAACCCUCAUCAUACGCCAAAUAAGAGGGCGGAGAAAUGGAAGAGUUUGGCGAGGGCGGUUCUUGGGAACGUAGAGGAAAAGAUGGAGGAACCGAAUCCCUCCAACCCGUCCGAUCAAACAAAUCCCUCCGAUCCCUCUAAUCAAACAAAUCCCUCCGAUCCCUCUAAUAUAUCAGAUCCAUCCAAUCUGAUCAAUCCAUCCUUAACAUCUUUGGAGUCCCCCGCCUUCCGAGGAACCCCAGGAUUCCAGGUUAAGAGAACACCCACCAGAAAAUUUUCCGGAACCUGGUUGCAGAAUGUGAGAAGGUUUUCCCAAAGUAGGCUGAACAGGUCACAUGAGAAGGAUGAGAAGGAAGAGGAGCAGAAAAAUAAUGAUGAAAGGUUGGAGCUCAGAGAAGAUCAAUCAAACGAUGCUAGAAUCGGAUCUAUUGACAAGCUCACAAAUCCCGGUUUGGAAACCUGGGUUGGAAGUGAACCCAACCGGUCACUUGACACCCUUCCAGCAAAUGACUGGAUGUUGAUCAAUGACCGAGCAGAAAAAGAUGGGUCUUCAUCAAAUUUGUCAACUGAAAAUCAUGAAACUAAGAACUGUGAUAGCUCAACGAAGGAAAAGACCGCCAUGGUGACGUCAGAGAAAGAAAAAAAUGAUCUUCUGAUCAUUUCAGAGAAAGACAUUGUUGAAAGAGCCCUUCAGGAGCGUGGAUAUCGUGUCCGUGAACUGGUUGAGAGUGAACAAGAUUAUGUAUCCGACCUGGCUCAAUGUAUCCAGUAUAUCAAGUAUAUGCGGGAGAGUAAGGAGGAGGAAAACCCGGAGAUUCCAAUGCCGGAGGAUUUAAAGCAGGGGAAGGACAGGAUGAUCUUCGGGAACCUGGAGAACAUAUACGAGUGGCACAGGGAUUAUUUCUGUAAGAAUAUGGUAGAGUCUGCUGAGAGACCUGGGGACCUGGGGAACCUCUUCAAGAAGAGUGAGAGAAGGUUGCAGAUGUAUGUGGUGUACUGUCAAAAUAAACCUAAAUCUGAACAUAUUGUUUCAGAGUACAUAGAUACGUAUUUCGAGGAAUUGCGACUGAAAUUAGGUUUUAAACUACGACUGACAGAUCUUUUGAUAAAACCUAUUCAACGCCUAACAAAGUAUCAUAUGCUCCUGGAGGCCAUUCUUAAAUACUCGCUACGUGCCAACUUGAGCGUAGAAGCACGCGCACUAGAGCAAGCGUUUCAUGUAAUGACCGUUGUUCCAAACCAGGCCAAUGAUAUGAUGGAUAUAGGUCGUCUUCAAGGAUUUGAGGGAAAGAUAGUGGCUCAGGGUAAACUACUUCUCCGAGGUCCUUUACUGUGUGCCGAGGAUCCAGGUCCUAAUUCCAGGUUUAAGGAGAUGACCGUCUUCUUGUUCGAGCAGAUCAUCAUCUUCUCAGAAACUGUCGGGAAGAAAACACAGUUUACUAGUCCAGUGUACAUAUACAGGGCUCAUAUACAGGUCAACAAAAUGUACGUUGAGGAAAGAAUAGAAAAUGAUCUAGAGAGAAGAUUGUUUAGCGUACAAAGUACAGACCCGGUGCGACCCGCCAUCAUGUACUUGUGCCAGGCAGAGGACGGGCCAGGUUGGGACAAAUGGACAAGUUGUCUUCGUCGCCAGCUUCAGACCCAGCUCGACUUUUUAAAGGCUCUCCAAGCCCCAAUAGCUUACCAUAAUAGCCUGUCAAAACAGUUUUCUCUGUCAGAUUUAAACGAGCAUUGGGACGUGAACUCCCACCAUAGAUCUGUUUCAGGGAGUGUGCUCUCCUAUCCUGAGCAUCUACAUUUAGGUGAUUCCGUAGACCGAGCUUUAUCUCUCCCUGGAUCUCCAUUAUCCCUACUCGGAUCCUCCAUUAUAAAACAAAAUGGCGGAGUAGAAAAAUCCUCGAGCAUGAAAAAAUCCACGCUUCCCCGCCCAAAGAAAGCCAGAGCCAAUUCAAUCACCACAAUUUCUUUAGGUAAAAUAGGGUUUCUUGACACAUUAAGACGAGGGAAACUGAAUAGAAGUGGAGAUAAUCUUCUUGUUAAAGGGAAGGAAGGUGUGAGCAGAGUUUCCUCAACUGAAGAGGACGGAAGUCCUAAGGCUAGUAGAAAAGAGAAAGGAUGGGAUCCGUUAGCAAGGAGAUGGUCUGAGGUUUCAUACACAGCUCAACCAUUGAUGCUGGAUAGAGGAGGAGAGAGUCCUGAACUACGGUUAGAAGAGGCAGAAGAGGGGAACAGUGGAGAGGAGAGGGAGGAAGGAGGGAAAGUGGAGAAUAAGAAGAAGGGGCGAGGAAAUGGAGAGGAGAGGGGGUUGGAUGGAUUGUUUCUCGCUGGAACUAAAGCUACUGUGCUGGUCAACUUCAGAGCUGUGAAGAUAGAAGAGUUGAGUGUAGUGCGAGGUGAGAUAGUUACAAUUGUAUGCUCUCGUCUAUCGAAGGGAUAUCUAGUCACUAAGGAGGAGGAGAAGGGGAGAGGUUGGAUACCUUCCUAUACACUUCAUCUUCAGACCAGGAGCCCAUCCAAACCUAACCAUUGGGGGUUCAAGGUUAGGGGGGUUCAGGGGCUUCAGGGAGUUCAAGGUCUUCAAGGGGUUCUAGGAGGAUCACACCAGGAUACACUUGAUGAAACCUUUAAUGGAGUAACUGUGCUCAUCGAAGAGAAUGGAAUGAAAUCUGGACCAGGAAGCAUCCUACCUGGAGUUCAGGCUAAACCUGAUAAAACCGUCCGACGAGGUUCUGUUUCUCCAGUACCCGGAGAAGUAUACAAGGAUAGGCCUCCUAAACAUUGUCUAAUGGCGACCAAAUCUAAAUCCUUCUCCUCCCAACCUGAUGUUUAUAGAAACGGGUUUUUCUUCCCAAAAUCUUCUCCAGGCAAGGAUUCAUCCGGAUAUCUUGCUCGAGUACUAGAACCUGAACCCGGAGACGAAACUGGACCCGAACCUAGAGCAACAUUAAACCUUAUUCUGGAUUCCAAGGACCCAGGUGCUAGUGAACCAGCAGGAGUAAAGGGGUUAAAAACUUCUAAACACGAAGACUUAGUAAACCAUGACAGUCUUGAAUUACAUGAAAAUUCUUCGUCAGCUCACACUAAAGACAAUGACAGUGAAGCUAUGGAAGAAAGAACUGACAAGGUUGAUUCGGACUUUGAAACAGAUAAAAAUGUCAACCUUGAGGCAAGUGUUUAUGUCAGACCAGAUCUCGAGACUAAAAAUGUUGAUGAGCCGUCUCCGAAACGGUUUACAGCUUCUCUAAAUGUUUGCAUAAAGCCUAGAUAAAUCUAGAAUGUUUAUAUUAAAAUUUUACAUUUGUCGUGAAGAAAUAUAAAUAUAUGAAUGUUUACACUCA
This is a messenger RNA of Eurytemora carolleeae, 3896 nucleotides long. Its product is annotated as triple functional domain protein. Gene Ontology annotation, cellular component: cytoplasm. Gene Ontology annotation, molecular function: guanyl-nucleotide exchange factor activity; protein binding. The record is from RefSeq and is a predicted model, not a curated record. Lineage: Eukaryota; Metazoa; Arthropoda; Copepoda; Calanoida; Temoridae. Gene Ontology annotation, biological process: axon guidance. The transcript is spliced from 18 exons. The coding region runs from base 344 to 3826 and encodes 1160 amino acids.